Molecule: messenger RNA, 3897 nt
Organism: Nerophis lumbriciformis (worm pipefish)
Lineage: Eukaryota; Metazoa; Chordata; Actinopteri; Syngnathiformes; Syngnathidae
Biological process (GO): regulation of gene expression
Cellular component (GO): nucleus
Source: RefSeq, a predicted model, not a curated record
GCAAAAAGAGGAAGACCGCAUGCUAUGGUUGUUCGGAGAUUCUUCGAAUUCACGAUCUUAAAGUCAUAUGAUUCACAGCAAAUAUAGCAACAAAUAUCUCAAUUGGUAUUUUCCAAAGCCACGAAACGUGCAUUGAGUUUGGAGCGAUAUGUGAAGUGAAGAUUGAAGACGUGAUAGAAGAUGGACGACUACUGCUAUGCUAAGAUGGCGACGUCCGCUAAAAGAGAACAUGAAAGAGAAUCAACUUCCAGCAAAUCACCAACGGAGAUAAAGACGAAAGAUGAAGACGUCCAGCAUCUGAUCGGUAAUCCAGAAGAAGUUUCCCCUCAGUUAGGGGGGAGCUCCACUUUGAAGCAGGAGACUCCACAACCACCCUGCAUUAAAAAGGAAGAGGAGGAACUCUGCAUCACUCAGGAGGGAGAGUGUCUUCUAGGACGAGAGGAAGCUGAUUACACCAAGUUUCCACUGAGUAUUCUCUCUGUGAAGACUGAAGAUGAUGAAGAGAAACCACAAGUAGACAACCUCUUAGCUCCACUAUCAGAUAGUGAGGCUGAAGACGAGGUUGAAGAACCUUUGAGCAGCGAUAAAGACUGUGAAGGUGAUAUGAGGACUCACACUGACAACAAACACUCUGAAUGCUCUACAAAGAAGAGAGGUAAAACAUGUUUGAGCUGCUCAGUUUGUGCUGAAAGUUUUACUAAAAAGAGCAGUUUGACUCGACACAUGAGAACACACACAGGUGAAAAACCAUUCAGUUGUUCAGUUUGUGGCAAAAGGUUUUCUCGAAAUUUUGGUUUGACUGAACACAUGAGAACACACACAGGAGAAAAACCAUUCAGUUGUUCAGUUUGUGGCAACAGUUUUUCUCAAAAUAGCAAUUUGACUCAACACAUGAGAACACACACAGGUGAAAAUCCAUUUAAGUGUUCAGUUUGUGGCAACAGCUUUUCUCAAAAUAGCAAUUUGACUCAACACAUGAGAACACACACAGGUGAAAAACCAUUUAAGUGUUCAGUUUGUGGCAACAGCUUUUCUCUAAAUAGCAAUUUGACUCAACACAUGAGAACACACACAGGUGAAAAACCAUUUAACUGUUCAGUUUGUGGUAAAAGCUGUUCUGUUAAGAGAAAUUUGGCUGAACACAUGAGAACACACACAGGUGAAAAACCCAUUAAUUGUUCAGUUUGUGGUAAUGGCUUUUCUCAAAAUAGCUAUUUGACUCAACACAUGAAAACACACACUGGUGAAAAACCAUUUAGUUGUUCAGUUUGUAGCAAAAGCUUUUCCGUUAAGUGCAGUUUGAUUAAACACAUGAGAACACACCAAGAUGAAAAACCAUAUAAGUGUUCAGUUUGUGGCAAAAGCUUUUCUGUUAAGAGAAUAUUGACUCGACACAUGAGAACACACUGGACUAAGACAAUUUAAUUGUUCAGUUUGUGGUAAAAACUUUCAUCAAACCAGUUUUCUGUGUCGACACGAGAACACACACUGGAGAAAAACUAUUUAGUUGUUCAGUGUGCUGUAAAAGGUUCACACAUAAUGCAGACACAGUAAAACACAUAAAAACACACAAGGGAAAAUAACCAAUUAGCUGUUUAGUUUGUGGUAUGUUGCUCAUAUGUGGCGACAUCCACCCUACCCAGGACCUCCUCACUGCUUCUUUCACAAAUAUCUGAGGUAUUCGUACAAACUUGGAUUAGUUAAAGCAUAAUCUUAUCUACUCAUGACCCCAUGUCUUCUCUGUAUCUGAAACCUUCCUGAACAGUAAGAUAGAUGAUGCUUCAAGUGCUUGGUUACUCCUUCUUCAGUCCAGGGACCUGGGGCCUCAUGUGUCAAGUUUGCGCACGCUCCAAAACCUGCACUACACCCUUUUUCACGGCAAAGUUAUGAUGUAUCAAAACUGACGUUGACGCAUAAGUGAUGCUGGGUAACAGUUCCCACAAUGGACCACAAUGGAAACAAGCCUUUUGGCUUUUUGUGCCAUUCAUUUGCCUUUUUAAAUUAUUACAUGGAUUCAAUUAUUUAAGAUGUCAAUAAUCUUCUCAAUUAAUGAAUCCCAAGAAGUGCCAACUUUUACUCCUCAGACUGAUUGAUGUGCAAAUCAGAGACAUAUGAACAAUUAAUAAUGUGUCAAGUUUGUGCACGCUCAAAAACCUGCACUACACCCUUUUUCACUGCAAAGUUGACAUGUAUCAAAACUGACGUCGACGCAUAAGUGAUGCUGGGUAACUGUUUGCAUAACAAACUGCCAACUUUUACUCUUUGACUUUGUCAUGUUGUCUUUUUAAGUUAUCAUGCCAUGAUUUUACCCGUCCCGCCCACGUGGAAAUAGAUUUUCCUCCAUGCGGCCCCUGAGCUAAAAUGAGUUUGACACCCCUGCUGUAAUGUGACUCAUGUGAGCAGGUUACUGUAUAAACACAUUUUGUUAUAAGUUAUAAAAAUGUGUUCAGUUGUCAGAGACACAUCAAUGUCAGUGUAGCUGCUGACAGAAGCAACAUGUAUAUUUGAUAUAUAAUGUCAUAGUUGGUGAGAAUAAAUAAAUACCGUAUUUUCCGCACCAUAAGGCGCCCUGGGUUAUAAGCCACGCCUUCAAUGAACGGCAUAUUUCAAAACUUUGUCCACCUAUAAGCCGCCCCGUGUUGUAAGCCGCAUCUAACUGCGCUAAAGGAAUGUCAAAAAAACAGUCAGAUAGGUCAGUCAAACUUUAAUAAUAUAUUAAAAACCAGCGUGAUGUGGGCGCGCAUGGAGUCGUAUAUCAACAUGGACGGAGCUGCGUGAAAAAAGCCACCCGGCCUCUUCGCGUAAACUUACCUUAACCACUCGCUCAUCUUUUCUUCAUCCAUCCAUCCCUUCGAGUUAGCUUUUAUGAUGACGCCGGCUGGAAAGGUCUCUUUUGGCAAGGUCUUCCUUUUGAAUAUCACCAUGGGUGGAAGUUUCUGGCCAUUAGCAUGGCAAGCUAGAACCACAGUGAAGGAUGACUUCUCAUUCCCUGUGGUGCGAAUAUUCACCGUACGUGCUCCCGUUGUAUCCACAGUGCGGUUCACAGGAAUAUCAAAAGUCAGUGGAACCUCGUCCAUGUUGAUAAUGUUCUCUGGCCGGAUCUUUUUUUCAGCUAUCUUGUUUUUACAAUAUGCACGGAUAGUAGCCAGCUUUUCUUGAAAGUCUUUAGGCAGUUGCUGUGAAAUAGUAGUCCGUGUGCGGAUGGAGAGAUUGCGUCUUUUCAUGAACCGGAAACCUGUCGCCAUUUUGUGGUCUUUACAGAUGUAAACACACAAAGGAAAUGAAACGUAAUAUCCGCGCGCUUCUUCUUCUUCUACGCGGGCGGGUGGUUGCUUACAGUAGAAGAAGAAGCGCUUCCUGUUCUAUGGGGGCGGGUGCUUACCUUGGCGGUUGCUUGCGUAGAAGAAGAAGCACUUCCUCUUCUACGGGGAAAAAAGAUGGCGGCUGUUUACCGUAGUUGCGAGACCGAAACUUUAUGAAAAUGAAUCUUAAUAUUAAUCCAUAUAUAAAGCGCACCGGGUUAUAAGCCGCACUGUCAGCUUUUGAGUAAAUUUGUGGUUUUUAGGUGCGGCUAAUAGUGCGGAAAAUACGGUACAAUGCAUAAAGAUAAGUUCAUAUUGUGCACAUAAUGUGGUUAAAAAGGUAUUUCCUUGGGUUAAUUCAUGCAAGUUUCUGUUAACUUUAUUUUUGUUACAAACCCAUGUCAAUUGAGUGGGGAAUAUAUGUUUUGUUUCUGGUUUGGUCACGUUGUUGGGGGGACAAUUAAUAUGUGAGGGAAUUAAGGAAGCAGCAUGAGACGACAAGUGUUUGAUGUGGAAAACGUUAAUGGAGUCUCGGAUUCUUUUUUGGAUGUCAGACUAAUUGUAAGUUCUGUUUGCUUAUUUUAUUACUUCAUUC